AUGAUGAGGCCCGCAGUCCCCUCAAUAGCAAUCAUGGCUGCACAGUCAGUCACACCCGACUCCCGCUCUUCCUCGUCCACAAACUCUCCCGCUCCUGCCGACAACGAGGAGUCGGAUUUCUUCAUCGCCGGCAACGACUCGCAAUCUUCCCUGGGCGUCCCAAAUAUCGAGGACAUGCAAGUCAACGACGACCCGUGCCAGCCCGCCGUCAACCGGCUGCCCAGCGAGAUCCUCAUUUCCAUCUUCGCCAAGCUCAACAGUUCUUCUGAUCUCUUUCACUGCAUGCUUACAUGCAAGAGAUGGGCGAAGAACUCGGUCGACUUGCUCUGGCAUCGCCCAGCAUGCACCAACUGGAAGAACCACUCAUCCAUCUGCCAGACGCUGCAGCUCGAAAACCCCUUCUUCGCCUAUCGCGACUUCAUCAAGCGCCUUAACCUAGCCGCGACCCCGCUCGCCGACAGGAUCAACGAUGGCAGCGUCAUUCCCUUGGCGGUAUGCACCCGUGUCGAGCGACUUACCCUGACCAACUGCCGGAACCUCACCGAUCAAGGCUUGACUGCGUUGGUGGAAAAUAGCUCUUCGCUGCUCGCCCUUGACAUCUCUGGCGACGAGCACAUCUCAGACGUCUCCAUCAGGACCAUCGCCGAGCACUGCAAGCGGCUGCAGGGCUUGAACAUCUCUGGCUGCAGGCUAAUCACCAACGACAGCAUGAUCAUGCUUGCAGAGAACUGUCGAUUCAUCAAGAGGCUCAAACUCAACGAGUGUGCCCAACUGCAGGAUAACGCGAUUCUGUCUUUUGCCGAUAACUGCCCAAACAUUCUCGAGAUUGAUCUCCACCAAUGCUCCCAGAUUGGGAACGAGCCCAUCACUGCCCUCAUCGCCAAGGGCCAGUCCCUUCGCGAACUCCGUCUCGCCGGCUGCGAACUUAUCGACGACAGCGCCUUUCUGUCUCUGCCUCCCAACAAGACAUACGAUCACCUGCGCAUUCUGGACCUUACCUCCUGCGCGAGGCUUACGGAUCAGGCUGUGCAGAAGAUUAUCGAGGCGGCUCCGCGUCUGCGCAACUUGGUACUCGCCAAGUGCCGCAACAUCACUGAUGUUGCCGUAAACGCCAUUUCGAAACUCGGAAAGAACCUGCAUUACUUGCAUCUGGGUCACUGUGGUCACAUCACGGACGAAGCAGUGAAGCGACUGGUGCAAGCAUGCAAUCGCAUAAGGUAUAUUGAUCUCGGAUGCUGCACGCUUCUGACCGACGAUUCCGUGAUGCGUUUGGCCCAGCUGCCAAAGCUCAAGAGAAUCGGACUCGUCAAGUGCAGUAACAUUACCGAUGAGUCCGUGUUCGCCCUCGCUCGCGCCAACCAUCGUCCGCGGGCACGCCGAGAUGCCAACGGUAACAUUGACGAAUACUACGCCUCCAGCCUAGAGCGUGUCCACCUGAGUUACUGCACGAACCUCACAUUAAAGAGCAUCAUCAAAUUGCUCAACUACUGCCCACGUCUCACGCAUCUCAGUUUGACAGGGGUCACUGCCUUUCUCAGAGAAGAGUUCGCCGAGUUCUGCAGACCCCCUCCUCCCGAAUUCACGGAUCACCAGCGCGGCGUAUUUUGCGUCUUCUCUGGCGCUGGCGUUUCAAAGCUCCGCGAAUACCUCAAUAACUCUCCCGAAUACGAAGGCCUUCGAGAUUCACCUGCCCCGCGAUACUCGGGUGCGGGCAUCUUGUCUCGCCGAAACAUUGAUCCCCGUUCUGCAACCCCCGGAAAUGCCGGCCCAGCCAACGGCGAUGCGGAAGGCGAUGAUGCGGAGGCGCCAGAGGAAGAUGAAUUCGAUGGACUAGACGGCAGCGAAAUGGCAGUGGACGGACAGCCACUUUUGGCGCAGAACCUCGUCAACGGAAACGCAACGCAGAAUGGCAUGGCUCCACCGCCACCACCUAAUCACGUACCUCUGAACGGCGCAGUGCCCAUGUUUGCGCAACCACUUGCAGGACACAACGCUUCGACCGCAACUGCCAUCUCGCCGCAAGGUACAAACCUCGGCUUCCCGGCGUACACAAACAGGCGACCGACCUCUAUAGGUGCCAGCACCGCGUCAAUGGAGGCCUCGAUGUUGAGCCCCGCAAUCCAUCGCGAUAGGCCCGCAAGCGUCAUCUCAAUGGAGGCGUCUAUGUUGGGGCCAUCCGACCCAAAUAUUCCAGAGUCUGCCGCAUCGAACGCCCCACAGCAUUCCUAA
Messenger RNA from Colletotrichum truncatum, 2229 nucleotides. Lineage: Eukaryota; Fungi; Ascomycota; Sordariomycetes; Glomerellales; Glomerellaceae. The record is from RefSeq and is a predicted model, not a curated record.